AUGGAAGAAAACUCGGUGAAUUACCGGCUUUCUGCUCCUCUGCAAUACUCUGGCUUCGUUGCGAAUCUUCGAGCAGCGCAACCUUUGAUGACAGCCACGACACAUAAUGUGUUUUCAUCUCUCGCCAUCGUAGCCCGCAGCAUGUUCUUUCCUUCGCGAUUUACAGCCUUCACAAGGACAUAUCCCGCCAAGCCAACGCGAUUGCUGCGAUUCCUCGCAUCUACUCCGGCUCGAAGGCAUGGAGAUAGGUUUGAAAUACCGCCUAGUGCGCGCAGAGAAACAGAGGAUGGAGUAGACAUGAAGGACACGGAGACGACGGACAGGAGCAGCCGGCCGCGAUUUGACCCGGAGAGAAUAUCCCUAGAACACGCCGACUUACUCAAAACAUUCGGGCUGUCCGAGAUACCCGACUCUAAUAACACGGGCGCGACCAUCGACAAGCGAGGCCGUAUCUCCAUUACCUCUGAAGAGGAAAGCCGCCAAAAACAUAAAACGGCCCUCGUCCUGUCUCGCGCCCCAGCCUGCCUGGACGAGCGAGACUUCAUGUCAAUCCUGGGCCAGGGAAAAUACCUCAACAAAUGGAGAAAUACAAGAGGUCUUGAGAAAAUAAUUCCCCUGCGCUUCCCUGACACCCUACGGCGCUCGAAUACGUGGAUCUUGAUAUUCUACAGCCCUGCCGCCGCGAAGGAGUUCCAGGACAAGGUGUAUCGCCUCUUCGAAUUUGCCCGCGACAAUCUUCCAACAUCCACCAUGUCCCGCAUCACGCCGCCACCGAACUACACCGCCGAUGGUGCGUGCGAGUACAGGCUGAACGACUACACCCUCACAUCGCCCUGGCUGCCGCUUUCCCUAUAUGCAUGCCUGGAGCCGUUCGACCAGAAGCUCCAAGACGCGAUCGACCUCCACAACAACCUGGCGUCCAGGCAUGGAAAGCACGGAUUCCCAGUCCGAAUCUGGAUCGACAGCCAGAGCCGUUUCACUCUCAAGCAGGAAUACGUCCGUCGACUCCUGCUGUGGGACGGGCAAAACAGGUGGUCGCCGUGGCAGCUGGUCGAACAGGACCCGAUUACGCCGCUGAUGGAACCGCUCUCCAACGAGAUCUUGACCCCGGACGAGGAGAGUUCGGCGGAGGGCGAUUGCUGGCGCAUCGCGUUUCAGACUGCGGCGGAGGCAAGGCGAUUUGUCAGGGUUUGGCACAGGAGCGUGCUCCCCAAACUGGAUGCGUUACCGUUUUACCCCGACCCCCCGCCGUUGAUGAAGGCCGAGUGUCUAUUUGAAGGCGACGUCUGUUGAUCCCGGGAUCUUCUGAAUAACAACCAGUUC
Molecule: messenger RNA, 1323 nt
Organism: Histoplasma capsulatum G186AR
Lineage: Eukaryota; Fungi; Ascomycota; Eurotiomycetes; Onygenales; Ajellomycetaceae
Exons: 3
Coding region: 1-1293 (430 amino acids)
Source: RefSeq, a predicted model, not a curated record